AGCAACUGGAACUGGGCGGGCGGUGGUUUCUUCACGUUGAGCCGCAUGGAAUUAGGAGGUGGGGUCGUCCAACGUGGAGUUGGCCAUGACGAGCAGGAAAAAAGAGAAUAUUGCUAGACUGGCCAAUUAUUGAGGAGCAAAUGCUUUGACUGUUCAUCUGCGUCUUCUUUGUGGGAGUCGGCACGGCACGGCGGCGCGGCGCGGAGCGGAGCGCUAUUGUUAUGGAAAUGAGCGGACUUGAUUGUAGCAUCCCGAUGUCGACUGACUGACUGACUUGGGUGGAGGGAUGGAUGCCAAUCAAAUGACGACGGGCACAGCCGCAGGGCGAACAAAAGAAAGAACGAGAGCUUACGAGCCCACGAGCGAAAAUCAUCUGCGUAAUGCUACAUGCAUUUGGCCAACGCCCUGAUUUCAUAACCUGCAAAGAUGAGCGACAAACCCGACAUCUCAGAGGUGACCAGCUUCGACAAGAACAAGCUGAAGAAGACGGAGACUAAAGAGAAGAACAGCUUGCCCACAAAAGAAACCAUUGAACAGGAGAAGGCGGCGACGACGUCGUGAAGCCCCUCGCCAUGCUCCGCAUCCCCCACCCACCACCUCCGCAACACUCCUCCCUCCCUUCCUUCCUUCCUUCCUUCCUUCCUUCCUUCCUUCCUUCCUUCCUUCCUUCCUUCCUUCCUUCCUUCCUUCCUUCCUUCCUUCCUUCCUUCCUUCCUUCCUUCCGCAUUGCCUUGCUCUCAUCAGUCACUUCUUGUAGCUGUAUAAGUUUGUAAGUGAGCGACCCGAUCGCGCAGACGGGACGACGCCUUCGGUCGACGCAACGCGCCGCCAUCUUGAGGUCUGUUUUGUUGAGAAAGAUAGAAGAGUGGAGGGGGGCGGAGGAGUAUGUGGUACAGGAUCCUGGAAGUUUUUCAGUGCCCGACUUGGCUCUGCAGUGGAGAGGUGGAAGGGACGAGGAAGGGCCUGCAUCCCGGGAAGUCCCCCCCCCCCCCCCCCCCACAAACACACACACACCACCAUGCACGUCGCCACCCAAUUUCCCGCGUUGCUGCUUUUUGCGCCAAAGCUAAGGCGUCAAGCUUUUCUGCUAUUAUGUCGUCUUUCUAAUUUUCAAAAAAAAGUGCACAACUUUGUUUGUACAAUGUGAAUGACCUCCACCGCCCAAAAAUGAUACUGUUGUAUGUAUGUUUUUUUUUCUUGUAUACACGCAGGAUGAUAAAAAAUCGAUUUCCUCUAGUUCUGAAAACAAAAUGGACCUUGUUUGUGGUUAAAAUGUACUUUGGCCCUUUUGUUUGAGUGAUUGACAAUUUUGGAGAAAAAAAGCCAACCGCGUCUAUGUGCUUUGAGAUUGAUCGUUGGAAGAUUUUUUUUGUUAAGUCCCAACAGUUACAUUACUCUGCCACACAUCAUUGCAAGGAAUGGAAAACCAUGAAAUGUUGUAAUAAAAAAGGAUUUGUUACUA
Messenger RNA from Syngnathus typhle (broad-nosed pipefish), 1462 nucleotides. RefSeq names its product thymosin beta 4 X-linked (gene tmsb4x). Gene Ontology annotation, cellular component: cytoplasm. The record is from RefSeq and is a predicted model, not a curated record. Gene Ontology annotation, molecular function: actin monomer binding. The transcript is spliced from 3 exons. Gene Ontology annotation, biological process: actin filament organization; regulation of cell migration. The coding region runs from base 427 to 561 and encodes 44 amino acids. Lineage: Eukaryota; Metazoa; Chordata; Actinopteri; Syngnathiformes; Syngnathidae.